AUGGUUCACGCGCUCGAGCUCCAUCGCUGCUCCAUGCCAUUGAAUUGUGAUGCUGUGGAAUUCUGUGAUGAUCAUGCGAGGUUCCUGGUCGCUACUUACGAACUCGACGAAAGCUCGAACAGUUCGAGAGAGGGUUCGCUGAGUCUGUUCAGAACGUCCCAGGAGUCGUUCGAAAAACUCUCGAGCAUCGAGGCGCCGGCUGGAGUUCUAGACAUCAAAUUCUUCCCCACAGAGAGGGAUCGCUUUAUAGCUCCCUUAGCAAACGGAAGCGUAAACGUGGGCCGUGUGACCGCAGAAGAUGAAAUCCAGCUGCUCAGCUCCUCUGAGAGCAUUGCGUCCGAUAUAACGUUAUCAGUUUCAAGCCGAGGCGAUGACCGAGUGGCGGCAGCUUACAGCAGUGGUAGUGUGAGGGAAUUCCGAAUCACUGAAAGCGUGGUGAAACUCUUAUCCUGCGGAAAAGUUCACCAGCACGAAGCCUGGGCGGUACUUGCCAUGGAUGACAGAACUCUCUCGGGAGGAGACGAUUGUACUCUCCGCUGCUCCGAGGGGAAUGGGAACAGGGUGAUGCGACGAUUCGACGCCGGAGUGACCGCCAUCGAGCGUGAUCUCGAGGAGAACGGAAUUCUUGUUGGGACAUACGAAGACAAAAUAUACAAAUUCGAUCUGCGGAAUAUCAAGCAACCCUUGCUUGAGAAAAAUCUCGGAGGAGGCAUUUGGCGGAUAAAGAAAAAUCCAUCGAGUCCGCGCUUUCUCGCUCUGGCCGGAAUGUACGCUGGAGCUUUCAUAGUCGAACGAGAUACGCUUGAAGUCUGUUCGACAUUCAAGGGACACGAAUCCAUGUGUUACGGCGUCGCUUGGAGGGAUAAUCAGCGCAUCGUAAGCUGUUCUUUCUACGAUAAACUAGUCGUUAUGUGGGAUACAGGAAUAAAAUGA
Galendromus occidentalis (western predatory mite) is the source of this 933-nucleotide messenger RNA. RefSeq names its product diphthine methyltransferase homolog. Gene Ontology annotation, molecular function: diphthine methylesterase activity; protein binding. NCBI's taxonomy places the organism in Eukaryota, Metazoa, Arthropoda, Arachnida, Mesostigmata, Phytoseiidae. Gene Ontology annotation, cellular component: cytoplasm. Bases 1 to 933 code for a protein of 310 amino acids. Gene Ontology annotation, biological process: protein histidyl modification to diphthamide. The transcript has a single exon. The record is from RefSeq and is a predicted model, not a curated record.